Spirodela intermedia is the source of this 1556-nucleotide messenger RNA. The record is from the annotation of a GenBank genome assembly. Lineage: Eukaryota; Viridiplantae; Streptophyta; Magnoliopsida; Alismatales; Araceae.
AUGGCGGCGAGAGUUUCCACUCUAUCGGAUCUCAUUCACCGGGUGGCCUGUCCUUGCCUGAACAACCCGCUCACCCAUGGCCAUGGUGACGACGACAGCUCUGAAGCAGGGAACGACACGGAGGAGAGCGAGGUAGAGGAAGAAGUAGAGGAAGAGGACCAAGCCGAAGCGAGACGGAGCUCGCGUAAACUGGAGGAAGGCACGGCGAGUGGAGGCGGCGAUCAACAGAUUGCGAGGGUGAGGGAGGCGGAGGCGCUGAUGGAGGAGGUGUUCCAGGCGGUGGCGGGCCUGAAGAGGGCCUACGUGGGUCUGCAGGAGGCCCAUUCCCCGUGGGACCCUGAGAGGAUGAGCAUCUCCGACGCGGCGGUGGUGGCGGAGCUGAAACGGCUGGGGAGGCUCCGCGACCGGUUCAGGAGGGGCUGGAGCGGCGGGGAGGAAGGGAGGUUGUGGGCCCUGACGGCGCCGCCGCCUCUUCGGGAAGCGGUGGUGCCGUACGAGGCGGCGUUGGAGGAUCUGAGGAGGGAUCUCAAGGUGAAGGAAGCGGAGGUGGAGAACCUCAAGGAGAGGCUCCGCGGCUUCACGGCGGCGCCGCCGCGGUCCUCUUCGGCGCGAUUCGACUCGGGGAGGAAGGGAAGAUUCCAUCGCUCCGGCAGUAGGAUCCGCUGCAGCAGCGCCCUCGGUGAGAAAACUUUCUUCGCCAUCACCUCUUCCCCCUUCCCCCCCGUCGGCGGCUGGAAUUGACUCUGCUGAACUUCUUUACGCCGGACACAGCUCCUCUGCAGGUGGGUAAGCCCACCCCGGAGCUUUUCCGUGCUUGCAUGGAGGAGGUCAGGGAGGCGUCAAAGUCGUUCACCUCACACUUCCUUUCGCACAUGCGCGCCGCCCGCUGGGACAUCGCCGCCGCCGUCCGCUCCAUCGUCGAAGCCUCCACCGUCGGCAACAGCGGCCCCCGAUCCCCCUUCCCCGACGUCGGUCCCGAGCAGGCGAAGCACGCCAUGGAGUCCUACGUCAACCGGAAGCUCUUCCAUGGCUUCGAGAACGAGACGUUCUACCUGGAGGGCACCCUCUCCUCCCUCCUCAACCCCGAUCAGCACCGACAGGACUGCUACGCCCAGUACCGCGACAUGCGCGGCAUGGACCCCUCGGAGCUCCUCGGCGUGCUACCCGACUGCCAGUUCGGGCGGUUUGCCGCCAGGAAGUACCUGGCGAUGGUGCACCCGAAGAUGGAAGAGUCGCUGUUCGGGGGGCAGGAGCAGCGGCGGCAGGUGGAAGCCGGCGGCCACCCUCGCACCGUCUUCUACGGCGAGUUCCUGCGGCUGGCCAAGGCGGUGUGGCUGCUACAUCUCCUGGCAUUUGCCCUCGACCCGCCGCCCAGCCACUUCGAAGCGAGCCAGGGCGCCGAGUUCCACUCCUCUUUCAUGGAGAGCGUCGUCCGCUUUCGCGGGAGCCGGGUCGCCGCCGGCUGGUUGGUGGGGUUCCCCGUCGCCCCGGGGUUCAAGCUCGCCGACGGCUCCGUCGUCCGGGCCAGGGUCUUCCUCGUCCCCCCGGAGCCCUGA